This is a messenger RNA of Clupea harengus (Atlantic herring), 1490 nucleotides long. Its product is annotated as XK-related protein 8-like. The record is from RefSeq and is a predicted model, not a curated record. Gene Ontology annotation, cellular component: plasma membrane. NCBI's taxonomy places the organism in Eukaryota, Metazoa, Chordata, Actinopteri, Clupeiformes, Clupeidae. Gene Ontology annotation, biological process: apoptotic process involved in development; phosphatidylserine exposure on apoptotic cell surface; engulfment of apoptotic cell.
AUGAUCGCCUUCAACUGGAAUUACACAGGUGUGAGUGUGGUUGCCUCUACUACAUCUAUUGCCUGGAUAGUGGUGGACUACCACCGCUCGCUGCGUUCCUUCCUCCCCGUCAAGGCCAAACAGGGCUGGGGGUCCUCCGUGGCCUACUUCCUGUGGAAGGCUGACUUUAUGUUGAACAUGUUUGGUCUUGUGUUGUUCUUCUUGGACAUGGUGCUUGACAUUUUGGCGGUUGUUGAUUUUUAUCAGGAGGAAGACUAUGUCAGUAUGGGAGUGCUGAUCUUUUUAUUACUGGGAUCAUCUGUGCUGCUGCAGAUAUUCAGUUGGCUUUGGUAUAACUAUAGCUCGGAAGAGGAGAGUAUGUGCCUCAGCAAAUAUAUGUACCUGGAAAAGUACUUGAAGAAUAGAAUCUUUUGUGGGGUACUCCAUGUGUGUCAGCUGGGAGUCUUCCUCAGGUUUGCCGGCGUGAUGGAGAUCUCUCUGCGUAACCUGAAGACCCGUACAGCCAAGAAGGAGGGCAUCGCCGUCUACCUGACCCAUGACCUCAGAAUGCUGCGCCUCAUCGAGACGUUCUCAGAGAGCGCUCCUCAGCUGACCCUCAUGAUCACCAUCAUCUUGCAGAGGGAGAACGUGGAGUGGGUCACAGGUCUAAAGACUCUGGGCUCGUUUGCUGCCAUCUCCAUCAGCGUGGUCAUGUACCACCGUUCCAUGCGCUCCUUCCAGACGGAGAAGGCUCGGAUGACGGUGACCUCAUCUCUGGUCUUCUUCUUGUGGAACUUCCUCUUAAUUGCCCCACGUGUGGCAGCAAUAGCCCUGUUUGCCUCUACCCUGCCCCUCGGUAUGAUUGCAGUCCACUUCAUCUGCCUGUGGCUCACACUGUUCCUCUGGGCCUGGCGUCAGAAAACGGACUUCAUGGAGUCCCCGGGCGGGGAAUGGCUCUACCGGGCCACCGUAGCUCUCAUUUGGUACUUCAGCUGGUUCAAUGUAUCCCAUGGCGGCUCCAAACGAAGGAGAAUCAUCUAUCAUUCCAUGAUAGCAGUAGACAUUAUGCUCCUGCUGGGGUGGUGGUGGUGUUGGCAUAGCGACCAGGAUCCGUCUAUAUUCGGCAUGCCAGCACUGGCAGUGUUUAUUUCAGUGGGUGGAUCCUACACAGUAGGAAUCAUGGUGAUGAUAGCAUACUACAAAAUACUUCAUCCUAACAAAACAGCCACUGAAGAGUCUAGAGAUGAUGAAAGAGCACCCGCGUGCUUAGGGGAAGAGCUGGUAGGUGAGGACACAGUGGAUACUCGUUUGCCAGUUAUGUUGCAACCACCCUCACAGAGGCCUUUGACUGGAGCCGAGAAGAGGAGGAAGAAACUGGCUGACAAUUUUUACUCAUAGCACUGAAUGAUCUGUUUUUAAGCAGCAAGACACAUUCCAUUACAGUGCUGCAAUGAACAGCUUCUUUUCUUUAAUUUAUAUUAUUUCGUGUAGCUUUUGACAAAUUCUAAGUU